Molecule: messenger RNA, 947 nt
Organism: Bradysia coprophila
Lineage: Eukaryota; Metazoa; Arthropoda; Insecta; Diptera; Sciaridae
Source: RefSeq, a predicted model, not a curated record
CAUUGCCUGCGUGUCGAAGGAACAUUUUUUAUCGAAACGGAUGCCUCAAUCAACUGCUCCCGACAUACGCAAUCAGCCGCCAUUAGAGGAGCCGACACCGAUUUUACCGACAUUAGAAGCAUUUCCGACAGAGAAUCUUAUAGAAAUAGUCGACCUAAUCGACCCAUUGAUCAACCGUUCGGCCUAAUUAACAAUUCGCACGUAGUAACUGACGAAAAUUCUAAUGACGAUGCUUAUCCUUUGCUGAUCAGUGAUGAACCAUAUGACGAUGAUGCUAUGUAUACCAGUCCAAUGCUUCUACCUUUAUCGUUAACGGAUCGACGUGAUUUAUCGGGAAUGAGUAGUAACGAGUUUACUCAACCGAUUGCUGAUGUGAAUGACAAAGUAAAUACCACUGCUGUUUUAUCUAUCGACCAACUGCUAAUAGACGAAAGUCACAUGACUGUGACCGACGAAUGUAAUGAAACGUUGAACCGACGUGCACGCCAAGAAACAUCGAUCGACGUUGCCAAUCCUAAUCCAACCGCUGACGAAUUGCUGUAUCAAAUUGCAAUGAAUAGAAUAACGAUGAUCUACCAGAACGUGAGGGGUCUCCGCGGAAAAACAAAACAAUUCAAACUAUCGUCAACCGGAUGUGACUCUGACCUAAUUGCUGUGACUGAAUCUGGCCUCCACCCUGGAAUUUAUGACGUGUCAUCACUACGCUCGCUGCGGAUUGCUGGUAAAACGCUGAUCGUCCGUAAUCGUUUUGCACCGAAUACACAAAAUCGUGAAUCACAUAACGAAGGAUGGAUUAAGACUCCGACGGGUCGACUGGGUCGAAAUCUCAUCUCCGGGUUCGUUAUCAGACGUGAUGCUAAAAUACGUCAAUUUUGAAUUUGUGCACGUUGUAAUGUAUAGCCAGUAAGCUUUUUUAGCCGUUGGCUAGUAAUAAAAUAAAUAAAUAA